Molecule: messenger RNA, 14663 nt
Organism: Drosophila bipectinata
Lineage: Eukaryota; Metazoa; Arthropoda; Insecta; Diptera; Drosophilidae
Source: RefSeq, a predicted model, not a curated record
GUUCCAAUAGAUUGAGAUAUUUGUUUGAUCGAUUUUGUGCGAGAAUACCUAGUGAAGGCAUUUUCGGUUGCCACUAAACGGCUAUUACCAUGGCGAGGAAAGUGUGUUAACGAACCACCAGCUGCCACCCCACAUGGGACUCUCUUGAGAACAGCAACCCCCUUCGAUCGGAAAACCUACCACAAUUAAUGCAAAAAAAAAUACUGCACUUCCCCUCGGUUGAAGUUUAAAGUUUUCGUUUCGUUUUCGUUAUUUAAAACGCGCUGCUGACUAAUUGCCUUUAUAUAGCCCGGCUAUAUAAGCUCUACAAUAAGACACGGCCGAAACCCAAAACCCUCUUGGUUUUUUUUUAUUUCCAACUGGAGCCAAUGCUGGAAAGUGCUUCGCAACGAGUGAAGUUCAACAUUUCUGCAGCAAAAUAUAAAAAAAAGUAGAAAACGUUUGGUUUUCAAUUUAUUUUCAUCAAGUGUCGAGAAAGUCGAGAACGUUUGGUUUUUGGUUUUGGUUUUUAAUUGAACUCAAUUGCACUAGACUCGAAACGAAUUCGACCAAUAAAAAAAAGAAGUGAACUGCAUUCGAGAAGUAGAGCAAAUCCAUAACAACAUCAUCAGAAUCUCGACCGAUGCCGCUGCAUAAUUAGCAUUCGAUGGUCGAGAAGAGGAGCAGCUGAGCAGCAGAAACCCGAAGAAACAACAAGAUAAACGCCAGUAGAAUGUAUCUCAUACAGACUGUUCAGACCACUUGGCGGCCCCAGUUGCCGCUGCCCCGGGAGCUCCAGCUAGCCGAUGAUCGGAACAGCGCCGACGACAACGACUCGAAGGUGAUCGCCACCACGACCACCACAGCGGACAUCCAUCACCCGAACCACCACCACACAUCGACGCACCACCACAACAACGAGGAGGAGGAGGAGAGCAUGGACCGGCUGAGGGGAAAUCACAGCAUUGGAGGCUCCUCGCAACAGCUCUCCGGCAAACAGAAAUGGUCCUUCGGGCGGCUCUUCCGUAAGAAAAAGGAGGCGGAGAGUGCCUCGUCCAGUGAGGAGGAUCGCAAGGCGGGUUUCGUGCCUUCGCAGCGUCAGAGUUCCAGCAGCAAGCCCAAGUCCAAGCACGGAAAAGGAUCGCGGGCGUCCGGACGAUUCGAUCACAUUGUGGCGUCGCCCCAGCAGGAGCAAGCACCACCCCAUCCGCCGCACCCAGUCGACAACGAGUUCUUCCUGCCCGUAGAGGCUAUUCCGCCUGAGCCCUACUACCAGAACCAGCCUGGCUACUAUCAAAGGUCCAGCAACUCCCUGGACAGAAGGAUGUUGCUGCAACAGCCGCCCACCUACCAGGGGAAUGGCUUCCAGCAGCACAAGUCCCGGUCGGUGCAGCGAGGUCCCAAGGUGCCGGGGCACUCCAGCGAGGAGGAGCUGAUAUCCCUGAACUCCUCCACAUUCUCCAAGUACCGCAGCGAUGAGAGCAUCCAUCUGGGACCCGCCGGGCCAGGACAGAGUCGUCGCAGUAGAGCGGCGAGAAACGAGCGAUACUACAAGCGGCUGUCCCGCGACGGGGAGCAGAGUCACGGGGGGGUUCCGGCGAACGUUAAUCCGCAGCCCCGCUACAAAACCCAACCGCUCCCGCUGUCCAUCUACCAGCCGACGAACCACACCGGCGGGUAUGUCCAGUGGCAGCCACACCAGCAGCCACAGCCCCAGAAGAGCCUCCAGAACACGAUGCAGAGCGACGGCAAGCGUAGCAUCAGCUACGACAGUCACAUCCACUUGCAAAACAUGGGCGGGAGGAUGCAAAGCAAGCCCCUGCCGCCGCCACCACCUCCUCGCGAUCCACUGCGGAGGGUCCAUGUAUCUGGCUCCGGCCAAAUGGGCUCCAGCUCCGGAGACCUACGGCCCGUGUCCUACGCCUUCGACCAGGGCGGCCGCUGCGUGUCCGACGACCGGAUCUGGCAGCCACCGCACUACCAGUCGGUGCACUCGCUGAACUCCCAGCCCACCUCCUCGAUCGCCAGUGCCCCGCCAGUGAGCCAGCCGCAGCAGCCCCACCACCGAAGAUUCAUCACGCGAUCGGAGAGGAACGCCCAACCCGGAAAGCAGUCGCUUCCGAAUGGCAUUGACUUCCACUACGUGGCCGACGCGACUCCCCGCUCCCGGAAACCCAUUCACAUGAUGGACUCUGCCGGCAGGGCUGGCGGAGCAGGCACGCCGCCCUCCAGUGGCAUCCUGAGGACGUCCAAGAGUGGCCUGCCCACGCCCCAGCCUUCUUCCCAGCCCCCGCUGGCCAAGCCCCGAUCGAUUUCCAGCUCCCGGCUGAGCGAGCUUCGCACCUACCCAAUGCCCAUGUACUCCGAGGUACAGAAGCCCAAGAGGAGUGCUCCGCCGAUGGACCACUCCGACAACAUUGUGUGCGGCAGCCUGCACAUCAAGCCCAGCCAGGAUUGUGGCAGUCAGAACUACGUUGAGAUCCGCCACCGGGACGUGCAGAAGACCAACUCCAUGCCGCACCACUACCAGAACCGCCGCUCCGGAGAGGAUCUGCCCAACAAGUACGAGGAGUACGUGGCCGAGAAGCGGGAGCAGCACCAGCAGGCCCCGGCCCAAGUCUACCCGGAACGCAAGCAGAGCAACGCCAGUGUGAAUGCUCCGCCACUGUUCUUCCCACGGAAGAAGCCCGCCAACCUGGAGGAGGCCAUCAACGAACUGGAGGCCAUCUACAAGUCUUUGGGUCUCUCGGAGCCGCCCGAACCGAAACCAGAGCCAAAGGUGGAGGCCGUUCCCAAGAUCCGAGUGCCCACGCCCAGUGAGUUCGAGAAGUUCGCACUGGCCCAUGCGGAUGACUACGAUGAGGAGGACUCCCCCACUGGAGAGCCCGAUCCCGUCCGCGACGAUGUGGCCUUCAGGAACCUGCAGCUGGCCAACCUCCAGCACCGCUCCUCGGAACGGCAGCCGCCUUUUGGCAUCCCAGUGGGUCCCAUUGUGCCGGCCCCGCAGUCCGACUACCUUCACGUGGAGCCGGUACGGACGCGCAAGAAGAGUGGUUCCCCGGACAUCGUAAAGGACGACCUGGCAGUCCGAGCCCUGCGCAAGGACACGCCGGGCCACAAGGCCAGCAUCGUAUACCCCAUGCAGAAAAAGCAGCGGGCCACCAGGACCCAGUCGGCCAACAUAUACAACCUGAUCCACAGAGACGCGGCGAAGCCCUCGGGAGGAGACCUCAGCAGCUACAUGGAGCUGUCGCGAAGCCUCGAGAGAUCCGGCAGCAUGUCCAACCUGCAGGGAGAGGCGGCCGGUGAGCCCAAUGAUGUACCGGCCACUCUGGACCUCCUGCGCAAGCUGAAGGCCCAGGACGAAGAGCUGGACUUGGCCAGGAAGCACCACCCAAUACCCUUUAGACAUCCAAGCCAGGGCGGAGCUAUCGCCCAGCUCCCGGAGCGGCUCACCAAGGAAGAGGCCUCCAAGGUGGCCCCUGUGCCGGCGCCCAGGAAGAACGUCACUCCGGAACCCAUGCUGGACGACGCCCUGACCAAGAUUGCCCAUGAUGCCCAGGCCAGCAGCAUCAAGCUCAGCCAGGAGCUCAGUGAGCUGCGCAAGGAGGCUUUGAUAACGGCGGCCAGGCCCAAGCUGAAUCCCGAGCAGCAGCGACUGGAGGAGGAGCUCCAGGAGAUAGAGGCCGUGUCCGAGGCGGCCAAGCGAUGCGGUCAGAUGCUGUUAGAGACCCUGCCCGACGCCGACCCGGAGGAUCGGGAGGCGGAGCAGCCGCCCCAGCGGAAGCUGCACAAGGAGGGCAAGCUCAUCCGGGCCAUCGACGAGGUGUCCGAAGCAGCCAACGCCGUUUGCGAGAAGAUCCUCAAGGAUAUAGUGACCACCGAGCCACCGGUGGUGGUGCACGAGGCACUGCAGGUGAAGCAAACAACCAAGACCGGAGCCGGCGGGGAGCAGCUGGUAAUGCCGCAUCUUAUCAAGAAACUGGACCCCAUACAGUCGGAUAAGAUCGAGCACAUUGCCCGGCGCUGCAUGCGGCAGUUGAGCGAGCUGGCCGCCAACCCAGACUACGACAACUUGUCCAACUGUAAUAUGAGCAACAGCAUCCACGCCAAUGCAGCGGGUGACGCCACUCUCGUUUGUCCCGUUCCAGAGCCCCGGGCCGCGAACCAGACGCUCGAGGAGAUCGACAAGAUAAUGCAGGAGUGCGAGCGUCAGGCCAAGGUUAGCAGUGCGGGAUCCGGUUCCGGAUCGGGAUCGGGAUCUGCCUCUCACCCCAGUACGGACGACCAGCGAACCACCGCUCCCAGCAUGACCAGCGGCAGUGGCUGCGGGAGCUUCCCACCCAAUGUGAGCACCACCGCCAGCUCGUUCAGCUCGAGCAGCGAUUGCCUGGCGAAGUCGUCGAGUCCCUCGCGCGCCAGCCGCCCGCUCUCCUCGAGCAUCACCUCCUUCAAUCCGUACUCCUCGAGCGACUACAUCAAGUCACAGAGCAGCGACUGCCAUGCACCCAGCACAGAUCCGAUCAAGACCUUCAGCACCACCUCGUACGAGGUGCAGUCCACACCGCAGAGCACCACAAUCAGCACCAACUCCAUGAGCACCAGCCUGAAUCCGAACCAGAGCAGUACGAUCAGUAGCACCACUAAUCUCGGUCAGGAAUCAAAUUGCACGGGGGUCACAUCUGCCACCACCUCGGGCUCACCACCACCGCUGCAGCUAACACCGGUGGGCGAGCGGAGGGGCAGGAGCCGGCACGAUAGGGGUGCCUCCUGCUCCUCUGCCACCUCAUCGCCGUCGCAGUACAACUCCAGUGAGGAGCUGGCCGCCAUCUUUGGCAUCGAGGAGCACCCGAAGCAGCCGCGUCACAGGCUACCGUCGAAUCCCACAGAAACCAUCGCGGCCUCUAGUGACUUGUCCACAGCACCUGCCACUGCCAAAUCCAGCUGCCAGCCGAGUCAGCUGAAGAAACAGAAACAAGAACUACCACAACCGGAACAGCAACAGAGCCACUCGGAGGAUUCCGGUUCGCAGAAGCCAUCCUACCGAGGCCAGCAUCCCCACUUCCACCACCACACGACCCCCGCCUACUACACGGAUCUUCAGCUGAGGAUCCACACGCCGAAUGCUUCGGACGUGGGGGCUCUGAACGAGAACUACCGGAGUGUCUACAGUACGCCCAGCACCCAGCUGGUGGAGGAGCGCUCCUUUCCCAAAAGUUCCAAGGCCACAGUCGCCCCGCCGCCCAUCAAUAGCAGUCCCCCGGCCCCUACACAGGCUCGUGGCGCAUUUUUUCGUGGCGACUCUGCGUGCAGCGACAGUCAUACGAGACGCCGGGGCCUCUAUCCGCGGACCGGCAGCGAGGGACGCUGCUUCAGAUUCUCGCAGGCAUCUGUGAGCCCUACCAAAGGUGAAGUAGUCAGCACCACAAUCACCGGCAGUAACACUCCCCUUGCAUCCACCACCACCACCACCACAAGCAUCAACAGUAGUUGUGACCCCGUAGAACCGGCUAGUCCUCCUCCAGUAGUUAGCAAUCCUCCCAGUGGAUCUGGAAGGAACAGUCGACACAAGCAGCGCUUCCACAGCCGAUCCCGGCGAGCCGUGCGGGUGCGCAGUGAGUCUCGUCCGAUCAGUGCCCUGUACGACAUAAUAUGCAAGGAGAGGAACCUGGACGUGGGAGCCAGCAACAGCAGCAGCAGCAGCAGCAACGAGCAGGAUCCAGCAGACCUGAACCAUCAGAGCCCGCCGAAGCAGCCCCCUAACUCCACAACCGACAAGCUGGCGACCUUUUGGCCUCUGCACCAUCACUACCUCAAUCCUCCCCCGAUGAGCAGCAGCAACCUGGCCAGCAGCGGCAGUCCCACUUCCAACACCAAGCAGCCCAGCCAGAAGCCCAUCCAGAAGCCUAGCCACGAUGGGAAUGCCAGGAGCGGAAGCAGCAGCUGCGAAGAGGGCUCCGCCCACGCCCUACACUCUAGUCGCAAGGUCACCAACCUGAGCGCCAAGGCCAAGUCGCUGCCACCCUCGGAGCUUGCCUCGGGGGUGGUGUGCAUAGCAGCAAGCUCAUCCGAACAAGUGGGCGACAGGAACCCCAACCCGGCCCCACGCCUGGCCAAGAGCCUGGAGCCCUCGUCUGUGCGCACUGCCCCGCCUGCCUCCCAGGAUGUCCUAAACUUCGACGCGGGUGCCCCAGUGAACACGGAGAGGUUGUUCGUGGAGCCACCCAACGUCCCCAUGGCCGCCCUGCGACGGACCCUCUACGACGACCACUACGAGAUUGAGGAGAACGACAGCACCACCGAUCUGUGCGCCCUAGGAGCGCAGCUGACGAACGGUGGAGCAGCGAAUGGCCUCCAGCACUCUGAUCCCGAACAUGAGCAUGACCAUCAUCCACCUCAUGAAUCAUUAGAGCCAGUAGAGCCAGUCGAACCUCUGCCCCAGUCUCAUCAUCAUCAGGCCACGAACGCGCGCAGAUUCAUAACGCGCACCACCCGCUCCGCCAGUCGCCAGGGCUCCGCCGGCCACUCCCCGCCGCCACCGCUGUCGCGUUCCGCCGGCUACCGUAGCGACUCCUCCUACAGCUCCGCCUCGCCCUCGCACUCGCCCACCCGGAGGCGCAACAGGCUGGUCGCCACCGCCAGUGGAGAUCCCCCCUCGUCGGCGAACGGCAACAGCUCUGCCUAUGAGACGGCCGCCACAACUGUGAUGACCCACGGCCCAGCCACACCUCCGCCCCCAGCCCACCACCAGAGACCUGCCCCACCAGCCGAAGUUCCUAGGGCUCCUCUGGCCGCCGAGCUCCAGCCAGAAGCCGUGGUACCCGCCGAUAUCUCAGCCACCACCAGCAGCAGCAUUAGCAGCAGUCUCCGAAGAAAAGCAGACAUCGUAUCUGCCGCUAAAUGCAGUAUUAGUUGCACCUUCAACCUCAACAACAACUGCAACAGCAACAGCCACAGCCAGCGCCACUGCAACAACAACACUAACCAGCAGACAAAGCCAAGCCACGCCACGCCCAUGCCGCCCCUAGCCAACGCCAACAAAGCGCCACUAAUUGUGCUUAAAGCAGCCACACCAACCACAGCCGCAUCACCAUCCACUGGCGGUGCAGCAGCCACGUCCACCGCCAGCUCGCCGGCCAAGCGCCGCACGAAUCCCCUGUCGCCGCUGCGUCUGGGCGGCCAGUCCGCCAUUGCGCCUCCGCAGGCCUCUGCCAGUCCGCUCCUGAGCGGCGGCAGCUGCUCCUCCUCGAACUCCGCCACUUCCAACUCAAUCGCGACCUCCACCUCGCCCCAGUCCUCGCCAGCGGUGCGCACCACCAAGGCGAGUCGACUGCGCGCGGCCGCUCUCGAUAAAAAGAAGGAAGAGGAGCAGCGCCAGCGCGUCAGUUCCCCAGCAUCUCCGAGGACAGUUGGUAACGGAGGUGCACCCUCCUCGCUGGCCCAGCGACGACUAAGCAACUCGGAACUGUCCCCCAAGUCGGCGGGAGCCAGUGGCUUUAACUCGGAGCCCGUCUCUGCAGGCACUUCAUCUCGGAUCCCGGCCAGGUCCACAUCCCAACCGGUGGACACGCCGCCCAUCCAGCGCCGCCAGCCUCUGGUGGCUGUGGGCUCCGGCCUCUCCAUGAAGCAGAGCCUCAGCGAGCUGCACUUUACGGGCGGAGCGAUGAGCCCGCCCAAGGUUACAGCGGAGUAUUCCCUAAGAAUGCGCCCACGUAGCUCCACCCUGAGCACGGAGAACACGGAGAACGGGACGCGUGAUCAGGAUCGGGAUCAGCUGGCCAACCUGCAACUGAGUCCCGUGCAGAAGAACAAGAGAACGCCCGAGGUAUCACCGCGACGUAUGGGAGAUCGGGACAAGUCGGCCAAACGCAAGUCGAACCUGAACCGUUCAUUGACCGACGAAGCCACCAAGGAUGGCGGUGAAGCUGCCAGUGCCAACCGAAGACGCCGCCGGCGCGAGCUUGGACUGUCUCGUCCUUUGGUCCCCGGCGACGAUGAAGCCCUUAGAGAGUUGCUACAUUCGCCCAUAAAGAGUUCCUGCAGCGAGUCCACUACGUCCGCAUCCGCCAGCAAGUCAGAGCCUCAUCGCCCAGUCGUCCAGGUUGUUCGCCAUCCGGAGGUUCCAGUUCGGACCAUGACAGCGGUGCUGCCCGCUCCACGACCCAUACACGCUCCUCUGGGACGAGCAGUCAGCCAGAAGUUUAACGAGCGGACCCGAACCGAUCUGGCGGAGAUCAAGAAGAUUGCCGAGCAAUCCGAUACCUUGCCGCAACCACAGCAGCCUCUGGAGGAGUCCGCCGUCCAAAAGAUGUCUGCAAUCCUGCGAAGAAAGAGCACGGACGAUACGGGAGCUCCACAGCAGAGCUCGCCCCCGGCUCCUAACCAGAUUGUCUCUAUACUGAAGAAAAAGGAGCACGGCCUGGGCGAAUGCAACUCGAGUGCCUCGAGCAAUCCCUCGCCGGUGACCUUCUCCUCGAGCGUGGUGGAUCCUCCUCUGGCAGGAGCUGCUGCCAGGAGCAAGAGGCAGGGAAUACUCAAGAAGAGGUCCAGCCUGGACGAGUCCCGCUACUAUUCGCGCUCCCACUCUCCCGACGAGCGGAGUAUCCUGAUCAAGUCAGCACGUAGGAAUUCGCUGGAGGAGUCUUCGGGGGCAGGACUGAGCACAGCCCAGGCGCACGGCAUCCUGAAGCAGAGCAGCUACGACAGCAGCAAGAGUGACGGAUGCCCCUCGGCCACGGAGAGCCAGCCGCACAGCAUCCUCAAGAAGAAGGACUCCCUGUCGACGCCCUCCGAUGGCGGAUGCCACAAGCACGUGUCCAUCUCCCAAGCGGUUAUCUUGGCUGCGGCCGAGCUGGCUGCCCAUGAUGGCAUGGCCGUGGAGGACACUGGCGAGGAACACGAGAUCCGACCCAUUCUGAAGCAGGAGAGCACUUCCAGCGAGGAGGCCGUGCGACCGCCAAAGCCCAUUCUCAAGAAGAAGUCCUUCGGGGAGGCAGACGAGCACGAGAUCCGACCUAUCCUGAAGAGCUCGCGCAAGAGCAGCCGCGAGGAGUUCGAUCUGAACAUGGAGCACGAGGUGGGCGACUCCCUCUCCUCGAUCCUCAAGACGGACUCGCCCUCGAAGCGUCGUUCGCUCGGAUCCGCCUCGCACGACCUGGAUGAAUCCAAUUCGACUCCCGGGGUUCUCAAGCGACGCACACGCUCCCUGGAACGGCAGGACGUGGCGCCAGUGAUGGAUCUGGCGGCUGCCCUCGAUGCCAUUUCCACCUCUCAGGCGACGCCCAGCACCCCCGUGGACUUUGUGGCUACGCCCUCUGGAAUUUCAGUCGCGGAGCGCAUCAAGCGCAUGGAGAUGCUCUCCACGCCCACAUCCCGCUCAGCCGGAGGCGCCAACAGCAGCUGGGAGUCGCCGUUGCAGUCCACGCCGGAGCAGGGCUCCUCCGGCACGCCCAGACUCCUCAAGCCAAGUGUCCUGCGCAGGGAUAUGCAGAGGGACCGCUACAAGACCCAACCAGUGACCAACGAAGAAAAGAGCUUCUUUAAAGCCAACUCCGCACCCUUCGACAUCUCGGCCACGUCCGCCUUCAAGCCCACGAAGCCGCUGGACAUCCGUCUCAACCAAGCCACGCAUCCAGCACUGAUAUCUCCGAUCACUGGCCAGCCGCUUAGUCACGUGCCAGCCCCCCUGCUGCUCUCCUCGUCCACCAACUCCGGAUCCGGAACCUCAUUCCGGUUGGUACGCAGCGCCACCCAACCCCUGCAGUCGCCGCGCGUCUCCCACCUAGCCGGUCAGGGAGCCGGCCCAGGGAGCUAUUCCUCGCUGGUCAACGACAGCAGCGCCAAUCUCAGCGAGCAGCUCACCCUGUCAGUGGGCAACGAUACCGAGCACAUCUUUGACAUGUCCGGCCUGGAGGAGGACUCGGCCAUCCAGUCGCUCGGCGACGAGAACGCAUCCGCAUCAGCCACCACUGGCUCAACCGCUACAGGAACCCCAACGACGUCCAGCGGACUGACGAGGAGCAACAGUGUCCGGGCCAGGGCUAACAUGUUCCAGCAGUUGCAGGAGCAGACCCGCACCCAGCGGGCUACGGGAUCGUCCCGGCACUCCCCGCCAGCAGUAUCCGCCGCUCCAAACCCAGCAGACAGUUCCCCGCCAACUGAGGAGCCAUCAACGCCAAAUACUUCAGCGGACGCGGAAUUCGGUGAGUGGACUUCCGAGCCCCUCAAGAGCAUCCUAAAGGCGGGAAAGCCCAUCCUCGGCAUGGGUCGCGGCCUUAUGCCCGUGGACCUGAACGCCGAGUUGAAGAACCGGCUCAAGCGCUCCACCCACGCCACUGUCUCCAACCUGCGCAAGUCGGCCACCACAGCGGACGCAACGCGGCCCGCCGGUGACGAGGUGGACAACCCCCAGCGAAACCUGGCACACAUCCUGCGCAACGUGGCCAAGGAGAACGCCACUCCGAAGCACGACGACGCGGUGAGCCUGGUGAGGAACCUGGCCACCCUGGGUCAGCCUCGAGUUGCGGCCAGCGAGGAGGCGGCCGGAAACUGCGCCUCCGCGUCAGAGGGCGAGAGCUCCGGCGGCCGGGAGAUCGAAGCCAUCAUCAAGAACAGCGCAGUGGCGAGAAGGCGCCGCCAACAGCAGCAGCAACAGCAGCAGGCUGAUGGCAACACCGUUGCGAAAAGCAAAAGUCACUCGGCCAUAUCAUCCGGCAUCGGCCUUGGUCCCCAGCUGCCCCCCAUUGGAGCCAGUGGAUUUGUGAAGUUGCGUCAUGUAGCCAAGGAGGCUGACAACACCACCACCAGUAGCAGUAGCAGCACAUCAUCAGCCAAGAAUACGCCAGAGAAGUCCAAGGAUCAGGAUCCCGCAGACGCUUCUCAAUCCUUGCAAGAAGCCCAACAUUCAUCAGAAGAGACUGAGGUCAUGGGCCCGGAUCAGCGUUCGAUCGCCAAGACCGGCUCGAUCGCGGAGCGCUUGGCGGCCCUGCAGAAGAGCGGCGAGGAUGACUGGAAGAAGCGAAUCUCGAAGCGCGACGAGGUCGACGAUGUGCGCCGCGAAAACUUUGUAAACGAAUCGCUCUCUUUGGCCCACUCGCUGUCGGACAAGCCGCUGCCCCCAUCCCCGCUUAUACCCACUAGCCUGGAGGGCGGCAAGGUAUCCGACCGCCUCAGCCAACUCAAGUGCAACUCUGAAAACUGGAAGCAGCGGAUAGAACAAACCGAUGCCAAGAAGUUCACAGUCGCUGGCCGGCUGCAGAAGAAGGCCCAGUCCCCCGUAGAGCUCCAGUUCGAGCGCUCGCCCAACGAUGUGGCCAAGAAGUGCCCCAUGCUGGAGGUGCGCAGCGCCAACCAGCCGCAGCUGGGCCUGGCCAAGAGCCCCUCCAUGAUGGUCACCACGGGCAGUGCUAGCACCAAAAGCACGCUGCGCAGCUUGAGUGUCAACCCGGAGGAGGAGGUGCCCAGCCUGAGCCGCUCCAACAGCAGCAGCUCGGACUCGGAUGGGGAGCGAAGUGCUCCACAAACCGCCAAGCACAACAAGGAGCUGGCCAACAACAAGAGCGCCGCGGCACCCACCAAUGUGGGGGCCAGGAUUCUGGUUCCUCGUCUGGACGACAAGGAGACCUUUGAGAACUUCUUUGCCUCGGCGCCCAAGAAGGAGGAGACCGUGCAGCUUGAGAUCAGUUCCUUCGACGACAUCAAGCCCACGGAGCGCUUGGUGAGCAAGCGAAACGUGCAGGGACCCAAGGGACGCCGAGCUGCUCGCAAUCCCCUCAAGAGUUUGGCCGCCCGCGAGGACAUCAGCUCAGAAUACACGGAAGUAAAGUCCGGAAUAGCCGAGCGUGAACUCAGACGCCUUAAGCUGGAGUCAUAUGGCCAAAACGCAAACCUGGCCGCGGAGGCUAUCGCAGGCCUGGCCUCCAUUGAGGAUUUCAAGUCGGUGGCCCUGCGCUCCUCGUCCAUCCCCCUGCAACAGAUGUGGCUGCCCCACAAGCCGGUCAUGCUGCUCCACAUUAAGGGACGCACUCAUGUCCAGACCCGUCUGGUGGAGCCCGUUCACACUUCCCUCAACCGAGGAGAUUGCUUCAUCCUAGUCGCUGGCCCCCAGCUUUUCCGCUACGUUGGCUCCUUCGCCAACGUGAUUGAGAUUUCGCGCAGUAAGAAGAUUUGCGCUGCCAUUGUGGAGAACAAGGAUCUGGGCUGCACUGCCUCUCAGGAGGUAAUCCUCACCGAUGGGAAGUACGUGAACGAGAGGCAGUGGCGCCAGUUCUGGCAACUCCUGGGGAAGAAGGAGGACGACAAGUCGGAAAUUGCCGACUGCGGACAUGCCGACGAGGACGACGUGUUCGAGAGCAGCCUGAUCGAGACGAACAAGAUCUACGAGUUCCAAGAUGAUGGCUUGAUUCCACUGGACAAGUUCUGGGGAUGCAUUCCCAAGGUGGACAUGCUGGACACUCGCAAGGUGCUCAUCUUUGACUUUGGCAGCGAGCUGUACGUUUGGAACGGCAAGAACGCCCCCUCGGACGCCAAGAGGGCGGCCAUGCGACUGGCGCAGGAACACUUUGGUGCCGAAAACUCCGCGGACUACGCCCAGUGCUACCUCAAUCCACUGAACUAUGCCUGCAUUGUGGGUCGUCGUGAGAACACCAAGUAUGCCAAGAGAACUGCCAAGCGUCCGGAAUGGUGCAUUCUCGGGAAGAUCACCCAGAACAUGGAAACGGUGCUAUUUAAGGAGAAGUUCAGCGACUGGCCGGAGCUGGAGCGCGAGGACUUGGAAAAAGAUUACCUCGCCAAUGGAAUCCACGAAGUGCGUGCCCUUAACGGAGCUGCUCUGUUCAAGGGAGAACCCUACCAAGAACCAAAUCUGGUCCUGGAACAGGCCAACCUGGGUCGCGGCAAUUUCUACUAUGAUACGGAUACCAUGCGGCACUUUGAUGUAAUCACAAAGUCCACAGACAAGUGGCAGAUCCACGAGUUCAACUUCGAUUCGGAAAAUGCUCGCGAGGAUUACGGGCAUUUUUACUCAGCUGAGAGCUACAUAGUGCGCUGGAUUUACCAGAUUUCGGUGACAGUGCGGGAACUGAGUGGAAAGGUCUCGAACCGAAGCACGGUGGGACGUGACCGCUGUGUCUACUUCACCUGGCAGGGCCGGCAGUCCAGUGCCAACGAAAAGGGAGCUGCAGCUCUUCUGACCGUGGAGCUGGAUAAGGAAAAGGGAGCUCAGAUGCGGGUGUCUCAGGGAGACGAGUGCACCGCCUUCGUGCGCUUGUUCCGCCAACUUUGGCAGCAUCGAGGACGCAAGGAGGAUUGCCUGGAAAGGCGUAGCCAGUGGCGACUGUAUCAGCUGCAGGGCAACGUUAAAGAGGAAACUCUCCUCAAAGAAGUCGACUGCCAGGCGAGUCAGUUGCGCUCCCGGAACUCCAUGCUUCUAAUUCAUGGAAGUCAGGGAAGUGUAAUCGUCUGGCAUGGAUCUAAGAGUGCUGCCCACACCCGAUCUCUGGCCUUGGAAGCGUCCAAGGAACUCGUCACCGAAAAGCCCAAGGACCUCUUCAGCUGCGAAGGUGUCAACGUUUCAGAGAUGGAGGAGGGCUCCGAAACAGAGGAGUGUCGUAAGGCCGUAGGAUUAAGCGAUCAGCGCAAGGAGUACGACAGUCUUAUCGAGUCCUCCAAGGCCUACAACUACCAGCUAAGGAUCUUCAAUUUCUCCAGUACGCAGGGCGUAUUCAAAGCUAUGGAAUUGAUUGAUCCAUUACGUUGCCAAGAACUACAGAGUCCGUAUCCCUUCAGCCAAGAGCAACUGUACAAUGCCAGGCAACCGACCAGCUUCCUUUUGGACGAUGGCGACGUGCUAUGGCUUUGGAUGGGCUGGUGGCCCUUGGAGGAUGUGAAAAUAAAUACAGAUGAACGUAGCAGUCCCACGAACGACAACCGGGCUGGGGUGAAUCGCUGGAUCUCAGAGCGACGUGCUGCCCUAGAAACAGCCGUCGACUAUUGGCGUGCCAAGCACGGCGAAAACGACAAAGAACCCUUCCAUGGCAUCCGAGGACAGGUGGUGUGGGCCGGUCUAGAACCGGUGGCCUUCAAGGCUCUCUUCCCCGAGUGGACAGAUCGAUCAGAUGUGCGCGACAUCAAUGAAGAGGAUGGUCGAACAAAUAUCCCCGUAACCAUUAGCGAAAUGCUAGCACAAAUGACCCAGACCGAAUACCCGCUGGAGGUGCUCAAGGCACGUCCCUUGCCCGAGGGCGUGGAACCCACUCGUCUGGAGGUCUACCUGAACAGUGAUGACUUCAAGUUGGCACUGGGCUGCAGCCGGGCGGAGUUCGAGCAGCUGCCCAUCUGGAAGCAAACGAAACUGAAGAAGGAGCGAGGGCUGUUCUAGGAGAGAGGAGCACAAUGCAACCUUAUAGACUUGAACACUAUAUCACAAAAAACAAUCACUCAAAGAAAAUUUUCUUAGCAAUGCUUUUGCAAUCGGCACAAACAGACCCUAUAACAUACUCUACAUAUUAGGCCUUUUUAGUAUACCAAGUAUCAUAUAUACACGUGCGCAUAUCCCUAUGUACUUUCUAUUUUACAAGUACAUACAACUUUAUAUAAACAUAUAUAUAUACAAAUGUAGGCAGGCGGCACUUUAAAAUUAUUUUACAAAGUGCAAAGGCCAGGCAAUAAAUAUGCUAACCGCUUCA